Messenger RNA from Bactrocera tryoni, 3619 nucleotides. RefSeq names its product DNA ligase 4 (gene DNAlig4). The coding region runs from base 92 to 2863 and encodes 923 amino acids. The transcript is spliced from 8 exons. Gene Ontology annotation, molecular function: DNA binding; ATP binding; DNA ligase (ATP) activity. The record is from RefSeq and is a predicted model, not a curated record. NCBI's taxonomy places the organism in Eukaryota, Metazoa, Arthropoda, Insecta, Diptera, Tephritidae. Gene Ontology annotation, cellular component: DNA-dependent protein kinase-DNA ligase 4 complex; DNA ligase IV complex. Gene Ontology annotation, biological process: DNA recombination; double-strand break repair via nonhomologous end joining; DNA biosynthetic process.
UAAUAAACAAUAAACAGCUGUUUUCUUAUGGCCUCAAAAAGGGUGGUGCAUACAAACGGUUAAAUGAGUAAAUGUAGUGUAAUUUCACAAUAUGGAUAUAUCGAAAAAUAUCAAAUUUUUUGAAGCGUGUAAUAUCCUACAGAGAAUACAAAAGGCUCCAAGUCCAGCUGCAAAAGAAAAGCUAGUACGCCACUAUUACGAAUCAUUUCAAAAGUUUCGGCUAUUAUUCCGUGAGAGAGUGGGCCUCACUGCAGCAGAUCGAGAGGAUGGUGGUACCAGUUUCUUUUGCAUCCUUAGAUGUUUAGUACCCCGUGAGGAUAUGUCUCGUAAAGCAUAUGGACUCCAAGUCAGUACGCUUGGUAGUGUCUACACAGAAGUGCUACAACUAAAUAAAGAUUCACGCGAUGCACAGCUUUUACAAGCGCGCACAUAUAAUGGUUCUGGCAAUGACUUUGCAGAGAUUUUGCGCGAAGUGCUGUAUCUGCGAGGCGGUAAUGGCAAAGGCAUGAGUGACCUGUCGCUUUAUGAUGUGCAUGAGAUGUUAGAUACUAUAGCAGAUGGUGAUCGCCAGGACACGAAAAAGGUAUUAACCAGCUUAGCGGAGGUAGCAACGUCCGCAGAGCAAAUGUGGUUCGUACGUUUACUGCUAAAAAACCUGCGUCUGGGAAUUGGCGAACAACGCAUUUUCGCGCUCAUACAUCCACAGGCGAGAGAUCUCCUUAGACGUUGCUCAGAUUUGAAACGCGUCUGCUGUUUGCUGGCAAACAACGAAAUAAGUAAUGAACCUUUAACCGACCAACCAAACGAAACUAAAAAUGCUCUUACCACAUUCAAUCUAAAUAAUAUCGUACAACCCUUCCAACAUAUAAAAGCUAUGUUAUGCGAAAUGUUUCAUGGCAGCUUAGAGCAAUUAAUGGCUGAGGAUGUGCUUUAUUUGGAGACCAAAAUGGAUGGUGAACGUUUUCAAUUGCAUUACGAAAAUGAACGUUUCAAAUAUAUAUCACGUAAUGGCAUUGACUACACUGAUAGUUUCGGUGAAGACUUUUUGACCGGAUCAUUGACACCAUUACUCCAAUCGCUAUUACCGAAUAAUCUACAAUCAAUAAUUCUCGAUGGCGAAAUGAUGGUCUACGAUAUGCGGCGUCAAUGCUACCGUGACAAAGGCGAAAAUACAGACGUCAAGCAUUUGAAUAACAGACAAAAUUGGAGACCUUGUUUCGUGGUCUAUGACGUGCUAUAUUAUAACGGUAGCAGCUUAUUGGAAAUGCCCUACGUACAGAGAUGUCAAAGAGUCGUUGAACUUAUAAACAGAGAGGAGCGUGGUGUGUUGCAAAUAAUGCGUCCAAUCAAAUUAACAUCGGCAGCGCAGUUCCAAGAGCUUUUUCAGCAAGCGCUAGAUGCGCAGGCGGAGGGGGUAGUGCUGAAAAAACAAAACUCCAUCUACCAACCAGGCAUACGCAACGGUGGCGGUUGGUACAAGAUAAAGGCCGAUUACAUCACUGGCUUGACCACUGAAUUCGAUUUGCUAGUCAUUGGUGGUUUCUACAACAAAACGCGCACUUUCAUACAAUCCUUCUUGCUUGGCGUACUCAAGUACAACUCCGAAACACAGUACGAGGUUUAUAGCGUUGGCAAAGUCGACAAUAGAACACGCCAGCGAGCAAUAUUGAAUGACACACUCAAACAACAUUGGCACGAUUGUAAACGAGAGCCACCACCGAGCUGGUAUCAUUACAAGCCAAGCAGUGCUGAUGGCCGGCCCGAUGUGUGGAUCGAACCAAAUAAUUCCGUCAUACUGCAAAUUAGGGCUACCGAUUUAGCGCCUUCCUCCGCUUUCGCGUUGCCUAAAUCAUUGCAUUUUCCGCGCGUAGAAAUGUGGCGCAACGACAAACUGUGGAACGAGUGCCUCUCGUGGCAUGAUUACAUGACAAUGAUACAGGGGGAAAGUGGUCUCACGAAAAUCCACAAGCGCCAAGUGGAGUUGAGUGAUUUGUUAUUGCCGCAAAAGAAGCGUAAAUUAACUGCGGCCGAGCGGCGCAAAUUGGGCGUUUUAUCCUAUGAACGCCGUUUCAAUGCAGAUGAGGUAAAACAGCGCUCAAAUUUGUUUGAGGGCUUCUCAUUUUGCAUACUGAGCGCUAGCUUGAAAACCGGUUACACGCCUGAGGCACUCAAAGCAUUGGUUGUCACCAAUGGCGGCGAUAUAGUCGAGAAUCCCUUACAGGACCCCAGAUGCAUAUCGGUGGCGGGCGAUAUCACAUUUCGUGUAGAAACUUUGUGUAAAUCGCGCCGUUAUAGCAUUGCCAAACUAAGCUGGCUGGUGGACACCUGUGAAAAGCAAGAGUUGGAAUUAACGCCAAUUGACAUGAUUUGCACGACGGAUGAGCUGGAAUCUGAAUUCUCGAAAAUAUUCGAUAAAUAUGGUGACUCAUACAGACAGUGCACGGAUGUGGACAAAUUAAUGCGUGUGCUGGAAGGCAUAAAGGAUGAAGACAUCGCUGUCGCGAAGUCUUCCGCCGCCGAUUUAGCCGAACUUGAAACGUUGUUGUUUGAUGAAUCUGUCGAUUAUUUUACAAAUUGCAAUGCUGCAUUUUAUAGCAUAGAUCAGCAAACGAAUUUAGCGAAAUUGAUUUUCACGUAUUUUGGCGGCAAGUGCCUGGAGGUAAAUGCGUCCAACUUUCAAAGCAUCAAAUAUGUGCUGGUCAAUAUCAAUUUAAUCGAUAAAGUUAAAUUGAAGGCUUGGAUUUCCGAGCGAUUUAAGAAUUAUUUGGGCAAUCUUUAUGUCGUUAACAUUGCUUGGAUAUUUCAUUCACAACGCGCAAACCGAAAACUCGACAUACUUGAAUAUAUGUGGAGUGAAAUUUAAUUGUGAUCAAUCAGUGUUUUAUGUGUAUGUAUGUGUUUGUGUAAGUUGCUAAAGCUGUUGUUAAAUUUUUGUGAUGUAUUAUUGACAUUUUUUAAGCGCAUUUCACACGCUGCAAAUUUUGUUUUUAAUUUUACACGUUUCUUCAAUAUUUGUGUACGCUUGAUUGAUGUGUAAUAUUAUAUAAAAUGUUUUAAAAAAUAUGUAUGUAAUAGGGCGCUGAAAAUUAUUCGAAUAACCUGUAAACCGAUUAUUCGAAUAUCCGGUUUGUAACCUGUAAACCAAUUAUUCGAAUAUCCGGUUUGUAAUCUGUAAACCGAUUAUUCGAAUAUCCGGUUUGUAAUCUGUAAACCGAUUAUUCGAAUAUCCGGUUUGUAAUCUGUAAACCGAUUAUUCGAAUAUCCGGUUUGUAAUCUGUAAACCGAUUAUUCGAAUAUCCGGUUUGUAAUCUGUAAACCGAUUAUUCGAAUAUCCGGUUUGUAACCGUUCCAAAAAACCUAACCAGUUAAUAUUAUUCGAAUAGUCGCAAUAGUCGACAAUAAAUGGUUUACCGGAUAGUCGAAAAUUUGCGGUUAAUCGAAUAGUCGACGACUUAUGACUAUUCGGAUACUGCAAAUCGAAUAUUAUUAUUCGAAUAAUGCCCUAUCGGGAUAAUCCGGUUAGUCGAAUACCAAGAGCUCUAGUAUGUACCGUAUAUUGUUUUAUAUGUCACUAAUUUUUAAUAAAAAUUUAUAGUAAAAAAUCUAAAGAGUUAAUAAA